This is a messenger RNA of Drosophila arizonae, 794 nucleotides long. RefSeq names its product lysozyme. Lineage: Eukaryota; Metazoa; Arthropoda; Insecta; Diptera; Drosophilidae. The record is from RefSeq and is a predicted model, not a curated record. Gene Ontology annotation, molecular function: lysozyme activity.
AGGCAGCCAGGCAAAAUGCAAUAUUGCGAUUUUAUAACACAAAUUGCUUAUAAUCACCCAAAAGCAACAACAACAACAACAACAACAGCAGCAGCAGCAGCAGGAGCAACUACCAUAGCAGCAGCAGCAGCAGCAGCAGCAGCAGCAGCUGGGCCUAGAGAUCACGUUCAAGGUGGAGCACAGCUGGUUGGCAGUCGCAAUAUGAGAUCGGCAGUGCUUGCACUGUUCUACGUUGGCUUGUGGCUCAGUUUGGGAGCUCAGGUGCUGGGCAAGCGCUAUAUGCGCUGCGAGCUGGCCAGGAAGCUGCUCGAGCAGCACAGCUUCGAGCGCAGCCUGCUCAGCAAUUGGAUAUGUCUGCUGGAGCAUGAGAGCGACUUGGACACAGCCAAGCUGACAACGAAUCCGAAUGGGUCGCGCAACUACGGCCUCUUCCAGAUCAAUGAACGCUACUGCCAGGAGAGUCGACGUGGCGGCGUUUGCAAUGUCAAGUGUGAAGACCUGCUCGACGAGAAUCUGCGUGAGUCCGCUGCCUGUGCGAAACGUAUUCUGGCUUCCGACGGAUUUCGCCAUUGGAAUGGCUGGCAACGCUUUUGCCGCAACAGCCAGAACCUGCCCAAUCUGAAGCUCAUAUGCGGCAUAUAACUCAUUCAAUUGCUCCCACACAGAGUCACUCUCUGCAGGAAUGGGCAUGUGCCUCAAAUUACAGUAGCGUGCGAAAUAAGCAGCUAGCUUCAAGGGAAUUAUGAAUUGUUAUGAGUGUAUACGAAAUGUGAUCCAAGAGUUUUUAAAAAUUA